AAAAGACCAAAAUCCAGUUACGUAGUGGAAGACUGAGCUACCAUUGCCACCGCUCUUAAUCACCAGUUAUUAGUUAUCACCAAUCUCUUUUCAGAUGUCGCUGUCAAUGGAGCUCGCGUUCUCCCCUUCAUCUUCUUUUAGAAUUUCAGCUAUAACUUCUCAGCGCCAAUCAAAGAUAACCAUUAAGCCUACCAGCAAAUCACUAUCUGAUUCCUUUUCAAAAUGUUCUCAAAUUUUGACUUCUUCUCGACUUUACACUUACAAAAACCACCUAAACUUUCCACAAAACAGAAGUUCUAGGCCAAACUCUAUAUGGGCCUGCAGCAAAGUUGGAGCUGCUGGAUCUGAUCCAAUACUAAAGAAAAUCUCAGAUUUCAAAGAUGCAUGUUGGAGAUUUCUGAGGCCCCAUACGAUACGCGGAACAGCUCUAGGGUCCACUGCUUUGGUGGCAAGAGCAUUACUAGAGAAUCCAAAUCUGAUAAAGUGGUCGCUGCUGUUGAAGGCAUUCUCUGGCCUUUUUGCCCUAAUAUGUGGGAAUGGUUAUAUAGUUGGCAUCAAUCAGAUCUAUGAUAUUGGAAUUGACAAGGUUAAUAAACCUUAUUUACCUAUAGCUGCUGGAGAUCUUUCUGUUCAAUCUGCCUGGUUGCUGGUGAUUUUUUUUGCAGUGACUGGAAUCCUGAUGGUGGGAUUAAACUUUGGUCCAUUCAUCACUGCUCUUUAUUGCCUUGGUCUUUUCUUAGGCACCAUCUACUCUGUUCCUCCAUUUAGAAUGAAGAGAUUUGCUGUUGUGGCAUUUCUCAUAAUUGCUACGGUGCGCGGUUUUCUUCUCAAUUUUGGAGUAUAUCAUGCCACAAGAGCUGCUCUGGGACUUCCGUUUGAGUGGAGCUCACCUGUGGCAUUCAUCACAACCUUCGUAACUUUGUUUGCGCUGGUUAUUGCCAUUACGAAAGAUCUUCCAGAUGUAGAGGGAGAUCGCAAGUACAAGAUAUCAACUUUGGCGACAAAUCUUGGCGUUAGAAACAUUGCAUUUCUUGGUACUGGGCUCUUGCUGUUGAAUUACAUUGGUGCAGUGUGUGCAGCAAUUUACAUGCCUCAGGCAUUCAGGCGAAACCUAAUGAUACCUGCACAUACAAUCCUAGCAGCAUGCCUAAUAUUCCAGACAUCAGCAGUCAGAUUGGUUGGCCAUGAUCCAACAUAUGAAACAAUAAGAAUGCUGAGUUUCUGCUACUGUCAUUUUCUAUAUAAGCAUGGGUGUUGGAACGAGCAAAUUACACAAAGGAAGCAAUCGCUGCAUUCUAUCGGUUUAUAUGGAAUCUCUUUUAUGCGGAAUAUAUCAUAUUUCCUUUUGUAUAGACAACUUCUUCUUCUUCUUCUUCCUUUUUUUCCCAGAGCAGAGAGAGAGAAAUUGAUGUAUAUUGUUGCCCUGAUUGCAAAUUAAUAUUUGUUGUUGUAGCUUCUUUUUUUUUGUCAGAGUUGUUGUAGCAUUCAAUAAGCAAUACACACAAUGUUGUGUUAGUUCUCUUUCUUGAUAGCUAAAUGAAACAUGAAAUUUAUUCUC
Manihot esculenta (cassava) is the source of this 1558-nucleotide messenger RNA. RefSeq names its product homogentisate solanesyltransferase, chloroplastic. NCBI's taxonomy places the organism in Eukaryota, Viridiplantae, Streptophyta, Magnoliopsida, Malpighiales, Euphorbiaceae. The record is from RefSeq and is a predicted model, not a curated record. The transcript has 11 exons. Gene Ontology annotation, molecular function: prenyltransferase activity. Bases 95 to 1438 code for a protein of 447 amino acids. Gene Ontology annotation, cellular component: membrane.